AUGCAACGACCAAGCUGUGAUUAUUCUCCGGACCUGGUCAAAGAAACCUGCAUCAGCGUGGAACUUCUAAACAGGGAAGCCAAGCUUCAUAAAGAAAAUGUUGCUUUGUCUGGAAGCAGCAGUCCAGAAGAUGUUUUCAGUCCCUGUGAAAUGCAGGCAGUAUCAGUUUGUAUGGACACCACCAUGCCUCCAGGUGACUACAUUCGAAGACGAGGUUAUACAGAGUCUUCACUCCUGAAGCUUCCCACAGAGGAGUGCAUUGGGAGCCAUCAUGCACCUUUCCAGUUUGACCGGCAUGCUUUGGCCAGAAUUUCCACUUCUCCAACUUUAAGGCGUCUAAGGAUGGCGUCUGCCUCACAAGCACUGUCAUUUCAGGACUGCUCUGACACAGCUCAGCUGGAGAAUCAAAAGGAAUACACUGGCUCUCUCCACCACAUUUGUAAGAGUCCACCUCGGUGCACUACAGCUUCCUCAUUGUCGUUGCCUUCUUGUGUCCAUGCAAAAUUACUGUCUUCCAAAGCCAAGUCUGAGACAACUGAAGCAGAUCCAGAGUCUGCCAGCACCAGAUCAAAGCUGCCAAGCCAAAAAGACCCGCUCAGCAAUGGCAGUCCCAAUGAGACACUCCAAAACUCUUGGAGAGCCAACUUUGCUACGCUGCCGAGGAGACUCCUCCACCCCAGCCCUACACAACAGGAGGGUGUCCAGGUAAAAGGAGUAGGAUGA
This is a messenger RNA of Pygoscelis adeliae (Adelie penguin), 723 nucleotides long. Its product is annotated as chromosome unknown open reading frame, human C12orf74. The record is from RefSeq and is a predicted model, not a curated record. The coding region runs from base 1 to 723 and encodes 240 amino acids. The transcript has a single exon. Lineage: Eukaryota; Metazoa; Chordata; Aves; Sphenisciformes; Spheniscidae.